Brassicogethes aeneus is the source of this 1902-nucleotide messenger RNA. Lineage: Eukaryota; Metazoa; Arthropoda; Insecta; Coleoptera; Nitidulidae. The record is from the annotation of a GenBank genome assembly.
AUUAUAUUUUUUGAUUCUGUCAAAUCUCACCCUUUUCAAAACAUCUUACACGUGUUUACAUGCAAUAUUGCGCAUUUUCUUCCAAUAUAAUUUCGUAUAAUGCCCGGCCCUUACAGACGUAAAAAAACACAUUUCGGUGAUACGCAUUUAAAAAGAGGAUGGUGCACUAAGCGACGUACCAAGGAUUUGGACGAGAUUGACAAGGAUAUACAGCCUGAAAACGCAGAGAAACUACUGAAACAAGAGGUGGACUUUGAUAGGCCUGGUUUGGCUCAGUUUUAUUGUAUACAUUGUGCCAGAUAUUUCAUAAAUAGCACCGCUUUGAGUGAUCAUUUUAAAACUAAGGUUCACAAACGUAGACUCAAGGCUUUGGAGUUAGAACCUUACUCGAUAGAGGAGUCAGAGAGAGCUGCUGGUAAAGGUAACUGGAAAACAGCUGAUAAACGUAAAAUUGAAACCCAACCAAGUAAAGACGAAGAAAGUCCAAAUAAAAGGAAGAAAGAAUCUGUGGAUGAGGAUUCUUUGUAAACAUGAUGCCUAGUAGAGUAUUUUUAAGAGUAAAACCAUUGUUUAAGAAUGCUAAGUACAGUACAUCUGCUCUUUAUAUUACUGGAGAUAAGGCAUCAAAACAUUUUGCUGUGCUAUCACCAUACAUAGAUUUUAAUGAUAUUUUAAACAAUAAAGAACAAUUUAUAAACAAUGUAAAGUCUCGGUUGUUGGAUUUGGAUUUAAAUAAAGUUAUUGAGUGCUAUGAUUUUUAUCAAAAUAUGGAAGCACACAGGGCUAAAUUGGAACUAACAAGGUCUGAAAUUGGUAAACAUAUAACAAAGUUAAUGAACACAGAAACUCCAAAUCUUAAGGAAAUUGAAAAAUGGAAAGUAAAAUCAAAGAUAGUCAAAGGUGAUCUUAACAACCUUAAAGAUUCUUACUAUAGCGUCAAAGAGGCAGUAAACUUACAAAUAUUGUCACUACCAAAUAUACUACACAAUAAAACACCUAUAAGUGAAGAAAUAAUCCACCAAGUGCAUGAAAAACCUGAAAAAAUUGACAAAUCACACUUACAAAUUGCAGACACUUCAAUACACUACAUAAACCCAUAUAAUUGUUAUCUCAAAGAAGAUCCAGCACUAUUUGAAAUGUCAGUUUUAAACUAUCUACGCAAAAAAUUGCUCAAACUCAAUUUCACCCAAUUUUCAAGCCCAGAUUUCUCCCGAAGUGUAAUAGUUGAAGGCUGUGGUAAAAAAUUUGAUGAUUCAACAACUUUCACCAUAGAUGAACCCCAUGAAAAAUCCAACAGUCUAAGUCGAUUACAUUUAACUGGAGGAUCUUCUAUAGAAUCUUUCAUGUGUUAUUUUGCCAGGCAUUUAGUAGAUUUUAACAAACUCCCUUUGAAAAUAUUCUCAACAGGCCGAAAAUAUCAACCCUACGACGAAAAUUUACCUUUUGAUUUGUUUAAUUUGUCACAAGGAUCAGUUUUGAAUGUUUUUAUUGCAUAUUUAGAUAAAGAGGAUGAAAUCAUAAACAAAUUACAAGACUUAAUUGUAGAUUUUUAUGAUUCUUUAGGUUACCAUUUUAUGUUAACUCUAACACCAGCCAGCAAACUUACCCUACCUGAAUCACUUAGAUUUUCAGUUAAAAUGUAUUCAAAUUAUACCGAAAAAUACAUAGAAGUAGCUAAUAUUUCAUUAUAUGAUGAAUAUUUAAGUAAACGGUUGUUGUUUACUACAAAUAUUAAUAAAGAGCGAGUUUUUCCCAAAAUUAUAUCAGGGGAAUUGAUAAAUGUUCCUAAACUCUUAGGAUGUGCUAUAGAAAAUAAUUUUGUUAACAGUAAACCUUUGUUAUGUGAUUUGUUAAGAAAAUAUCUGUUUUCUUAGGUUUAUAAGUAAUAAAAGUUUAUAAAUA